AUGCUCUACGAUGCAAGCAAAGCCAUUGUGACGUGCGUCUUCACCUUGGUGGCGCCUGCGUUCGUCUCCUUCACCCUCCGAUGCGGCGUGCGCAUCUCUCGGAAAGCAUGGGGUGUUGACGAUACCUGCAUGGCGCUUGCUGUCCCCUUCUUCGCCUGGCUGUCAGCAACCUGCCUCAGCGGCGCCUGGCAUGGCAUAGGCGCCACCGACGACCACCUGUACGGGGGAACCGAGCAGUACUCGGCAGCACUCAAGGCAAGGUGGAGAGACUGGUUCAUGUUCAUGGUAGCCUACUGCUCCUCCGUCCUCCUCGUCAAGCUCAGCAUCGCCUUGACCCUGCUGCGUAUUGCCUCGGGCAGGCGUGUUUACGCGUGGAUCAUCCGGGCCACCAUCGCCCUCUUUACCGUCGUCACCGUCAUCGUGUUGAUAUACGCGUGGGACAAGAGCAUCCCCGACGGCAAGUGCAAGGAUGCUCGCAUCCUUACCGCCAUGAGUUUCGCCUUGUCGGCCACCAACAUCCUGACGGAUUGGACUUGUGCGCUCCUGCCCAUCCCCCUCCUCUGGAACCUCGAGAUGAACCGCAACUCCAAGAUCGCCGCGGGCUGCCUCCUUAGCUUCGGCGUCUUCGCCAGCGCCUGCGCCAUCAUCAGGCUGCAGUACACGGUCGGUUUGAGUGCGACCGAGGACUACUUGUUCCACAUCUCGUCCGUGAUGCUGUGGGCGUAUGCCGAGGUCGGCGUCGGCAUGACGGCCGCGAACUGUAGUACGCUGCGACCCGUCUUCAAGAGGAUUCUCAAGCUCGGCAGCAGCUUCGGCAGGUCCGCCGGCGAUGACACAACAAGCCUGUCGUCCAGCGACUACGGCUGUUGUUCCAAGUCGCGCUCCCGACGCGAGGGCGCCAUCGAGCUCGAUGACUCCUGCGACGCCAGCCCCUACCGCGUGAAGCCCGCGGUUAAUGGUGGACGCGACGCGCGCACGACCGACGAGGACAUUAACCGGGAGGACAACGACAACGAGAGCGCGCGCGAGAUUUUGCGGGAGUCGAGGCAGGUGAACUCGACAUAUAAAAAUAGGUUCUAUACUUGA
Molecule: messenger RNA, 1086 nt
Organism: Diplodia corticola
Lineage: Eukaryota; Fungi; Ascomycota; Dothideomycetes; Botryosphaeriales; Botryosphaeriaceae
Exons: 5
Coding region: 1-1086 (361 amino acids)
Source: RefSeq, a predicted model, not a curated record